UUUGUCGAAUUUACCACCUCCAAAAAAAAACAUUUACUUUACCACCUCAUAAAAAAAUUAAACAUCAGUUUUACCACCUCAUCUGAGCUCAGGUGACCGAAAACGCUUGUGGGGCCCAGUUAACUGUCACUUCCCUCCAAUUUAAUUCUUUUAAAAUCGAUUUCCCUCUGUCUCCUCCUUUUCUCACCUUCCACCUUCCAUAAUCAAUGCCUCACCAAAUUUUCACUUCCUCAUCAAUUUUCGUCUCUCUUUCCUUUGAUUUUUCUUGAUUCUCAUUGUAACUGCUUCUCUCUCCUUUGAAUUUUCUCUUUCUCUCUGUAAAAACUGAAACCCUAGAUCAAUUUGGGUGGUUGAAAUCGAGCAGGAACCACAAAAUUGCAACACAUCAGCUUCUCUUGUCAUCUUCCACAGGGUGAGGGGACCAAAAGCUUGGUAAUUUGCUGACAGAAAUCGAGAUUCCUGACUACAAGAGAAUGGACACAGUGGACUUAAAAAUUACAGUAGGGGGUGCCUUUAUACCUUCUUUAGCUGGUAAAAAUAGGAGGGUGUUAACUUGGGAUGGUGGGUGGGUUUAUUGGAUGAGAAAGGUGGAAAAAAAUAAGAUAGAUGUACACUUUUUGAGGCAAGCAGCUAUACAUGGGUUUGUGUAUGUGAAUGUGAAGGUUCCUAGGGGGUAUAGUUGCUGGUAUAAACAAAAGGGCAAGUCUUGGGUGAAUGGUAAAAGGGAGCUUGUUGAUGGUGAGGUGAAUGGUUUCCUAGAGUCGGUGAACAAAGAGGGGGCAUGUGAGAUGUAUGUUACCAGUCAUGAGCCAAUUGAAGGGACUAACAAAACACCCUUCAAAUGUAUAUCUGGGAAUGAGCUAACCCCUGCACAAAGGAAGGAACUGAAAAAGAGGUUUGGUGGGCCUAAAGUAUACAAACCCAGCCCAGAACUUAGUAAGCCCACUGAAGAAGAGCCAUUUAGGAGAAGCCCUAGGUUAAAAGGCAUUGUUAUACAUGACAGAGAGGCUGAGGAGAGGCUUCCUAGGGCAGAGAAAGUGAAUGCUAAUACACAUAAAGGGAAGGGUAAACUCACUGCUGCAGAUAAGGGUAAGGCUAAGGUUGGGGAUGAGACUGGAAAUUUUGCUAAUUUAGUGAGAAAAAUAAAAGAAAGAGUGAGGAGCUUAAGGGAUGACAGUGAUGUGUUUAGUGAUGAGGAUGGUGAUACAGAGUCUUCUGAUUCUGAGUUGAGUGAUUUUGAGUUAGAAGUUGAUGAGGGAGAGGAGGACUUAUACUCUGAUGAUGAUGAACAGUGGUUGAAGAAAAAUGUAGACCAUAUUAACAGUGAGGUGAAAGGCAGUUUGAGGGGAGUUACUGAAGGAGGGGAUCAAAGUGAUGAUGAGGACACAGGGUUUGACAUAGAAAGAAAUCUACAGAAAAUUGAAGUGAGGGUUGAAGAGGAGGCAACUUGUGAUUCUGAUGAGCUAAAGAGUGUGGAAGGUGAUUCAGAUGAUGAUCAGGGUAGUGUUACUUGGUUUAACCCUGAGACAGACUUUGAAAGGGCUAUCAAAUUUGUAGUUGGUCAAAGGUUCAGUGAUGUGCAAACAAUGAGAAAAGCUUUGAGACAACAUGCAAUUGAAAAUAGGUAUGAGUAUUACCUUCUUCACAAUGAUUCAAAGAGGCUAACAGCAUAUUGCAAAAGGAAAUGCAAGUGUGUGUAUAACAAGAACAGUUGUAGGAUAGUGAAGUGUACAUGUAGUAAGGGUGUUAGGUGUAGGUUCAAGUUUUAUGCAACAAGGCUUGUGAAAUCAGAGGCUUGGCAAAUUAAGACACUAAGGCUGAAGCAUAGGUGUGUUAGGAGUAAAAUGAACAACAAGGUGACAGCAGAGUUCCUUGCUGACAGGUACUUGGAGGAGUUCAGGGGCAACCCCAGAUGGAAGAUUAAACAGAUUCAGGACAGGGCCUUGAAUGACUUGGGGAUCAAAAUUACAUACUCCAAGGCUUGGUUGGCUAGAAGCAGGGCAAAGCUUAUAAUAUAUGGCUCUUCAUCAGAGCAAUACUCAAAGGUUUGGGACUAUGGGAAGGCACUGCUGAAAUGGAACCCAGGGAGUGAGUGUAAUGUGGUGGUGGAUGAUAUUAAUCAAAUUGAAAGACCAAUUUUUAUGAGGAUGUUUGUGUGCUUAGUUGCACUUAGGGAUGGAUUCAUUUCUGGUUGCAGACCAGUAAUUGGGGUGGAUGGGUGCCAUCUAAAAGGGGCAUACCCUGGGCAGAUCUUGGUUGCAGUUGGAAAAGAUGGCAAUAAUUCCAUCUUCCCAAUUGCUUGGGCAACUGCAGAGAUUGAGAACAAGGACAGCUGGUGCUGGUUUCUGGAGAGCUUGCUCAAGGCACUUUGUGUGUAUGACCAAGGAGAUGGCUUGACUUUUAUGUCUGACAGACAGAAAGGUCUCAUAGAAGCAUUUGCAGAUGUGGCCCCCAAAGCUGAGCUCAAAUUUUGUGUGAGGCAUAUUUGGUCAAAUUUCAAACUGAAAUUUCAUGGUGCAACUUUCAAGGAAUUGUUCUGGGCUGCUGCUAGGGCAAGCACUCUGUUUGAGUUUGAAGUUGCUAUGGAAAGUAUCAAUUUUUUGGAUGAAGAAGCAUACCAGUGGUUGUCAAACAUUGACCCCGAGCACUGGUCAAGGCAUGCUUUCUCUACAAACUGCAAGUCUAACAUGUUGUUAAACAACAUGUGUGAGACAUUUAAUGCAGUGAUUAGAGAUGCCAAAGACAAGCCUAUUCUAACUCAAAUGGAAUGGCUUAGAAGAUAUAUGAUGAAGAGGAGUAAUGACAAAUAG
Messenger RNA from Chenopodium quinoa (quinoa), 2810 nucleotides. RefSeq lists its product as uncharacterized. NCBI's taxonomy places the organism in Eukaryota, Viridiplantae, Streptophyta, Magnoliopsida, Caryophyllales, Amaranthaceae. Bases 474 to 2810 code for a protein of 778 amino acids. The record is from RefSeq and is a predicted model, not a curated record. The transcript has 4 exons.